GUUGUUUGCUCUGUGUGGACCCGGCUAAUCACUUUAAUUCGAAUCUUACAAUCUUUCAUUCGGAAUAACCGAAUUUUCGAGCUAGAGUAUGAUAAAAGUGGAAUCUGGAAGUAGGUACAUACAUUUCUUUAAAAAAAUCAAAUAUAUUUUAAAAUGAUAAUGCUUCAAUAUAGCCUACAUUUCAAUAAACAAUCAACUGAAUUUGAAACCUUAAUUUUGAAGUCGGUUAAAAACAGCUCGGCGCGAUUUUAAUUUGCAUCUUUCUUAAUAACAAACCAAAUUUUGCGCUCCACAAACACAGUAUAAUGAUUUAUGAUAACACUAGGAAACUAUUGUGUACGUGUGUAGCAAUAAAUCAAGAAUUGUCGUCAAUAGGUUACCGCAAGUGCCAUUGCAAAGGUAACUAAUAUAACUGAGACCCCGUUGGUUAUGAGCUUUACGCGAACUUAAACGUUAGCGACUGCCACAACUUACAACACAGUGCAUCUCUCUUAGUAGCGCAAUACGAGAGAUGCAUAGUAAGUUAGUUUACCUAGUCGCUAGCGAAUAUGUCAGAAUCAAACUCGUGGAAAGGAUACCGUUCGCCACACUUUGUUAAACACUCUUUUACUUGUUAAAUGCUUGCACUUGCUAAUACCUUGAGUUAAAAACUUAGUCAAAUCUAAACUCGGUUUUGUAGCAUUUUCCGAAAAUUAAAUGUUCAUAAACGCGACGCUCUUUUGGAAUUAUUCAAGUGUUUUUUCUGAGACCCUCAAGACGCAUAAGACGUGUUACUCAUACUUGACAUUUUUUUACAUAACACGACGGUGGCAAACAAGCGUGCGGGCGCUUCAUGUUAAGCAGCAACCGCAGCCUACGGGCGCUUGCAACUCUAGUGGAAUUGUUACACGCGCGUCUUACCUUCCGUCAAAAAGAUUUAUUGCCAAAAACCUAAUAUUUGCAUAGGGACUUAUUAUUUCGGUAUUUACGCAACUAACAUUAUUGAGGUGGAUUUUCUUUGUUCAUAAACAUGUAUUCAGUAACCGGAGCAGGCUAAAGACAAUGGCGGACUAUUUGAACAGCUUUUUCUUGUGUUUGUUCAAACACGCGCUUAUAAGAGAGGGGGGCUCACUACGGUUAGAGUGGUGUUAGUAUACAUGUAGCGGACAAUGAAGACAAUAGUCGUGUGUGCUAUAUUUAUUUUGGAGUUGGUCUCCACCUUCCCAUUCCCGGAGCCCGCGUACUAUGAUACGUACGAGCCCCAAGAAAUCCAAAUACCAACUCUAUCACACUCUCCCGACCUCUACCAGCAACAACAACUCUACAUCAAGCAGCAGAAUGAUAACAUCCGCAGGAACUAUGAGAACUUGUUGAGGAAUCAGAUCCUGACGCGUCCGAGCUACAAUAUUCAACCAGAGUUGAACACCAUACGCGAACCGUAUAUUAACUCGAUCCCUCUUCAGCGGCCGAUUCAACGCGCUCAGUAUGAGGCGCCCUUAACGCCGCAAUACUAUCCUGUGCAGCGCCAGCAGCCUGUUCGGCAAUACCAGCCAGUGCAAAGCCAGGACUUCCAAGUAGCAACAGAGGCCCACGCCGAGGCCGGGAACUCUCAGGUCGCGAGCCAACCGACAAACAACCCGUACCAUUAUGCGCAAUUCAACGCAGAAAAUUUGGCGUAUCACCCGCGAAUCCAGCAAGUCCUAGCUUCAACGCCGCUCCAGAAACGCUAUUUAGUGCUCCACCCCAACGGAACCAUUGAGCAUAUCGACAAGAUCGAACACAUCGUCGAACAACACCCUAAUUACAUCUUAUUGAACGCUGGAAGCGUUACACCACAGAUUGAUAGUACAAGACCAGGUUCAGCGCAAAAUCCGUUGGCUCCACAGGUCCCAGUUGCCCCUGUUGCACCAGUGCCACCGAAUACCCCACCGGCACCAAAUAACCCAGCAGCACCCGCUGUACCUGCGGCUCCAGUAGCCCCAUCGCCACCAACCGCCCCUGUAGCACAAAUACCGAAUGCACCAAAUGCCCCAGUUGCACCAGUGGCACCUAAUACCCCACUGGGACCAAACGCCCCAGUGACACCAGCAGUAUCCAAUGCCCCAUUGGCCCCAGUACAGGUACCGGAGGCGACUCCAGUUGCCUCGUUCCCACCAACGGCUCCUGUAGCCCCAGCGGCACCUAAUGCACCAACGGCCCCAGUAUCCUCAGCUGCUCCAAAUAAUCUAGCAGCACCAAAUGCACCAGUUGCUCCAGUUACCGCUGCAACGCAACCAAACGCUGUCGCCACACCCCCAGUAGCCCCAGCACCAGUCAACCCAGCCCCGGCACCAGUAAAUCCAGUCCCUUCGCCGGUAAAUCCUGCACCGGCACCAAUUAAUGCAGCACCAGCACCUGUUGGUCCAAUCCCUGGACCUGCUGAAUCACUUUCACCAGUUAACUCCAAACCUGCACCUCCACCCCCAGGACCUCAAACUGGCAUCGUGCCUGGCCCAAAACAGACGGUUCAACCACCAACCGGACCAACUACAGCCCUUCCACCCGUUACCGCCCAAACAGCUCAACCACAUGUCCUUUUAAAUGGCAAUAUUCCACCAUCUGUGAUUCUAAACGGUACCAUCCCUGGGCCUAAACCUACAGUCCCACCACCAACCGGCCCAACUACCGAGCUACCACCGGUUUCUGCGCCCACAGCACAACCACCAGUGUGGGUAACAGCUACUGCAACUGCCAUUUACCCUCCACCAACUACUCCUUUACCACCAGUAACUAAGACACUGCAUCCAACGGUGACAACAAGUACACCACCACCAGUGACAGCAAUCACCUCUGUACCACCAGUAACUGCGACUGCCACAGCCUCUGCUACUUCCAUAGAAGUGACAACUCCCGUACCCCCGACCACUGAAGAUUCUAAUAAACUGGAUUGCCCGACCACGGUGGCUCCAUAUAUCAAACCAAACAAUACGAAGAACGAUAUUGACGUACUUCAAGUAAAUGGCGCGAAACCAGAAGCAUGGUUCAGGACGAAGGACCUUGACUUCUGGGAGAAGCUGAAUACCAGAGACGAAACCUUCGACGUCGUGUACUUCUUUAACGUACCGCGACAGCCGAGAGUGACGAAGGAAACUAUAACCACUAUACAUGCUGACGGUACUGUGGUGGAAGAAGUGACGCAGACCAUUUGUGACGACAAGGAUUCACCACCAAAAAUUAUCCGAACUAUUACGGUCACCAAACCUGAUGGCACCCAGUCAACGACGUGAGAAGAACUAUAUUGGAUUCAAAUAAGUUUUAAGUAAUUAAGAAUUAUUUUAGUCUCUUCUGUACUCUUGUAAUGCUCUCGGUGUACUUUUGUAUUUGUAACUUUGUUUCCAUAAUGUAAAUAAAGUGUUUAAGAAAUA
Messenger RNA from Cydia pomonella (codling moth), 3383 nucleotides. RefSeq lists its product as uncharacterized. The transcript is spliced from 7 exons. Bases 1149 to 3245 code for a protein of 698 amino acids. Lineage: Eukaryota; Metazoa; Arthropoda; Insecta; Lepidoptera; Tortricidae. The record is from RefSeq and is a predicted model, not a curated record.